CGACCGUGGGUGAUGACCUCAGGAACGUGAAAAAAUAUUUUCAGCUAACGAAAUUGCCAUACAGUAUAUAUACCUCGUACCUCGCGUGUACCUAUAGAGUUCAGAUUGUGUUCAUGGUUCGGGCAAAGUGGUUUGGCGAAUUCCGAUGUGAAAGUGAACAAUAUUAAAUUUGAAUUGAUUUUCAUUACAAAACCAUAGAUAUCCGAUAGACACACAGUGCGUUUACCCAAAAAAAAAGCAAAAAUCAUCUCUACAAAAAUCGUACAGUGAAAAUUUAUCCAGAGAAUGUAAAUGUCAGGAACAAGUUCGCAGUGUUUGGCGGUCCUUUGAUUUAUUGCUUAUUAUCAUUUUAAAGCAUCCAAAACUAGUUCCCCGUAGUACGAACAAAUAAAAUUUUCCCGGUUAACAAAAUGAACUUUACCGAACAUAACUCCGCUGCCGAUGAGAUGUUCAAUGGUACCACUGCCGCCAUAAUAGACACUCAAAUUGAGGACCUUGUUUCGGUUAUAGUGCCGGUAUUUUUUGGACUUAUUGCCAUCACAGGAUUCUUGGGCAAUAGUUUGGUGAUAUUUGUUGUUUUGGCCAAUCCACAAAUGCGGUCUACCACGAAUUUGCUAAUUAUGAAUUUGGCGGUGGCGGAUCUAUUGUUUGUGAUAUUUUGCAUACCAUUUACUGCUGCCGAUUAUAUGUUUUACAUUUGGCCAUUUGGUGAACCUUGGUGUUGUUUUGUUCAGUAUAUGAUUGUGGCAACUGUAUUGGUUAGUAUUUAUACGUUGGUGUUGAUGUCGGUUGAUCGAUUUUUAGCUGUAGUUCAUCCGAUAUGGUCGAGAGCCAUACGUACGGAAAGUACAACAAAAGUUGCUAUUUUUACAGUUUGGACAGUGAUAGUUGUGGCUUCGGUGCCGGUAUUUUUUGCGCACGGAUUAGAGGAACUUCCGGAUGUGCAUCAUCGAUGGCUGCUAUGUCGAUUUGAUAUGGAGAACGAUUUUAUCUCAUGGUCGACAUAUCACAUAACAUUUAUGAUUGCCUCGUAUUUUCUGCCAUUGAUAAUAAUUAGCGGUCUCUACAUCCGGAUGAUAACGAGCCUCUGGCAGCAGGGUGCCGGUGUUAAGAUGUCCGAGGAAUCGCAGCGGGGCCGGAAACGUGUUACCCGGUUGGUAGUUGUCGUGGUGAUUGCAUUUGCAUCGCUAUGGUUUCCAAUACAGAUAAUUAUGGUUCUGAAGAGUUUGGAUUUGUAUCAAGCCACUUCCACCUGGACGGUUGUUGUGCAAAUAAUCUCACAUUUACUGGCGUACACGAGCUCUUGUAUUAAUCCAGUGCUGUACGCUUUUCUGUCGGAAAAUUUCCGUAAAGCUUUUCACAAGGCUGUCAACUGUUCGCCUAGAUAUCAAAGUUGUAAUUCACAUUUACCACCACCAAGAAGAACAUCAAAUGCUAGAACUUCGACUACAAGCAUGUGAAGGGAAAAACACUUCAACUACAAUUUGUUUUUAUUUCUUUGUAAAUAAUAAGUUUUUCGAAAGUAUUUUUAUAAAAAAAAAAUAUAAAUUUAUUUCAAUGUUAAUGAAUAAUUGUUGUUUUGUAAUAUGUCCACAAAUAGAAUAAUUUUAAGCCUUGUUUACCCUACAAAAAAUUAUUGUUUUGAAAUUAAAUAUUAUUAAA
Episyrphus balteatus (marmalade hoverfly) is the source of this 1662-nucleotide messenger RNA. It is a transcript of the gene AstA-R2, whose product is annotated as allatostatin-A receptor. The record is from RefSeq and is a predicted model, not a curated record. Gene Ontology annotation, biological process: G protein-coupled receptor signaling pathway. NCBI's taxonomy places the organism in Eukaryota, Metazoa, Arthropoda, Insecta, Diptera, Syrphidae. Gene Ontology annotation, molecular function: neuropeptide Y receptor activity. Bases 411 to 1460 code for a protein of 349 amino acids. Gene Ontology annotation, cellular component: membrane. The transcript is spliced from 4 exons.